This is a messenger RNA of Alternaria atra, 1578 nucleotides long. RefSeq lists its product as uncharacterized. The transcript has 3 exons. Bases 1 to 1578 code for a protein of 525 amino acids. The record is from RefSeq and is a predicted model, not a curated record. Gene Ontology annotation, molecular function: iron ion binding; monooxygenase activity; heme binding. Lineage: Eukaryota; Fungi; Ascomycota; Dothideomycetes; Pleosporales; Pleosporaceae.
AUGCUGGCUACCGAGAUCCUUCCGCUGCUUUUGCAGUACUGGCCACUUGUAUUGGCAACAACCACCAUUGCAUAUCUACUCAACAACAAAUACUGGAAAGGGCUGAAUAAGUACCCCGGACAUUGGGCUGCCGGAUACACCAACUGGUGGCGGUUGUGGGAUGUGUCAAAGAAGAAUCAUCACUGGACGAACCUUGCGUUGCACCGUGAGCAUGGAGACAUUGUCAGGGUGGGCCCGAAUGUCCUGUCUUUCGCGGAUCCAAAGGCCAUCAAAGCUAUCUACGGGCUGAACAAGGGUGUCUAUAAGUCUGACUUCUACCCUGUCCAAGGUGCCGUGUCCAAGGGAGCACCGCUUCUCUCCCUCUUCUCCACCACCGACGAAGACUUCCACGCAAAGUACCGCCGAUGCGUCAACAACGCAUUCGCCAUGAGCUCGCUCGUCAACUACGAGCCUCUCGUCAGCUCGACACUCACAUACUGGCUUGACAAGACAGAGGACAUGUUUGCGAAGACUGGCCAGAGCUGCAACUUCAGUCAAUGGCUGCAAUUCUUCGCCUUUGAUGUAAUCGGUGAGUUGACAUGGAGCAAGCGACUCGGGUUUGUGGAGGGAAACAAGGACGUCGAUAACAUUAUUGGAUUCUUGGGCAAGUUCUUCGACUAUGUAGCGCCGGUCGGCCAAAUCCCCAUCCUUGACCGUCUCCUGUGGAAGAAUCCCAUUAGCCUCUUCGCCCAGCGCAUCGGCCUGGACAAGCGCAUCCAUCCCGUCACCCUCUUCGCCCUAAACCGUUCUAGUGAGCGUGCCAGUCAAGUCGAAAAGAUCAAGCGGUUUGGUCUCUCCGACGACGAAAAGGCUAACCCUCGUGGUAUCGAUCUCCUCUCCAAGUUUGCUCAAGCAAGCCACGAUCAUGAAUUUAUGGAUGACAACCGCAUCCUGUCUACCUGCACAUCUAUGGUCUUUGCUGGUUCGGAAACAACCGCCAUCUCGCUUUCAGCUGUUUUCUACUUCCUGGUCAAGCACCCACGUGUCUACCUGAAGCUCAUGCAAGAGCUCGACAACGCCGUAGCAGAUGGAACCAUCGAGUCUCGUCCCGACAAGACUGUCUCGUGGCCCGAAGCCCAGAAACUCACCUACCUCGACGCCGUCGUCCAAGAAUCUUUCCGUCUUCACCCUGCACCCGGUCUUAUCCUCGAGCGCGUCGUACCCAAGCAGGGUAUGCAGAUCUGUGGUGAAAUCAUUCCUGGUGGUACGAUCGUCGGCUGCAAUGCAUGGGUUGUACAGCGUCGACCAGAAGUAUUCGGAGUAGAUGUUGAUACGUUCCGGCCAGAGCGUUGGAUCGAGGCUAGCCCUGAUAAGCUCAAGGAAAUGAAAGGAACGAUGUUGCAGUUUGGUGCUGGGGCUAGAACAUGCAUUGGGAAGAACAUUAGUCUCCUGGAGAUUUACAAGCUGGUGCCAAGUUUCUUGAGGAGAUUCGAGAUUGAGCUUGAAUACCCUGGUGCUGAGUGGAAGACACACAACGCAUGGUUUGUCACACAAAAGAACUUCAAUACGGUGUUCAGGCCAAGAAGAGGCUCGCCAUAA